Dioscorea cayenensis subsp. rotundata (Guinea yam) is the source of this 312-nucleotide messenger RNA. RefSeq lists its product as uncharacterized. The transcript has a single exon. Bases 1 to 312 code for a protein of 103 amino acids. The record is from RefSeq and is a predicted model, not a curated record. Gene Ontology annotation, molecular function: nucleic acid binding. Lineage: Eukaryota; Viridiplantae; Streptophyta; Magnoliopsida; Dioscoreales; Dioscoreaceae.
AUGGCAACACCGUACCAUCCACAAACUACCAGGCAUGUGGAAGUGUCUAACAAGGACUUAAAGCGAAUUUUAGAGAAAACUGUGUCUCAGAGCAGAAAAGAUUGGGCAGAACAUCUAGAUGACACCCUAUGGGUGUACAGAACUGCCUACAAGACUCUUAUUGGAAUUACCCAGUAUAGGAUAGUCUAUGGAAAAGCUUGCCACUUACUUGUUGAACUUGAGCAUAAAGCUUAUUGGGCUAUUAAGUUUCUAAAUUUCGAUUCUAUUCUUGCAGCUAACAAGCAAAAACUCCAACUGAAUGAACUUGAUUAG